AUGAGCACAGCUGCUUCAUACAACAACGAUACUCAUGUGACGUUCAGUUACAAGGGGAAAAGCUACACAGUGCCAACAGGUCUUUUUAUUGGUGGCAAGUUCAUCCCUUCCGUCUCUGGCAAGAAGUUCAAGUCCGUCAACCCAGCUACUGGAGAAGCCUUCAUCGAGUUCUUUGAGGGAGACAAGGCCGAUGUAGACCUCGCUGUCGCAGCUGCCCGUGACGCAGUUCCCCGAUGGGCCAAAAUUACACCAGCUGAACGUGGUCGAUUAAUGCAGCGAUUGGCUGAUUUGUACCAACAAAACCUCCAAGUGCUCGCGGAGCUUGAAUCCAUUGACAACGGAAAGAGUGUCAAUGAUGCUCGUGGUGAUGUUUUGGGAACUAUUGGAUGUUUGAGAUACUAUGCUGGUUGGGCAGACAAGAUCCACGGAAAGGUUGUUGAUGUUGACCCUAACCUCCAAUCCUACACCCGACACGAACCAUUCGGAAUUGUUGGACAAAUCAUUCCAUGGAACUUCCCACUUUCCAUGCAAGGAUGGAAGCUCGGACCAGCAUUGGCUACCGGCAACUGUAUCGUAAUGAAGACCUCUGAAAAAACUCCAUUGACUGGUUUGUUCAUCUGCCAACUCUUCGCUCAAGCUGGAUUCCCACCAGGUGUCCUCAACGUCUUGUCUGGAUUCGGACCAACUUGUGGUAACGCUAUCGCCGUACACCCUGAAAUCUUGAAGGUUGCUUUCACUGGCUCAACUGCUACUGGUCGACGAAUCAUGGCUGCCGCUGCCAUGUCAAACUUGAAGAAGGUCUCAUUGGAACUCGGAGGCAAAUCAGCCAACAUUGUCUUCCCAGAUGCUGACAUCAACAAGGCUGUAUUCUGGUCUACCGUCGCCAUCUUCUCCAACAUGGGUCAAGCUUGUACCGCAGGCUCUCGUGUCUUUGUCCAUGAAUCCAUCUAUGACGAAUUCAUGACCAAGUUCCGUGCCGCUGCUGCUACGUUCAAGGUCGGCGAUCCAUUUGACAAGGAUACUCGUCAAGGUCCUUUGGUCGAUGAGACUCAAUUCAACAGAGUCUUGUCAUACAUUGAACAAGGAAAGAAGGAAGGUGCCAAGGUUGAAAUCGGUGGUCACCGUGUUGGAGACAAGGGAUACUUUGUCUCCCCCACUAUCCUCAGUAACGUUAACGACAACAUGACUGUCGUCAAGGAGGAAAUCUUUGGACCCGUUGUCGUCGCUUUGAAGUUCAAAGAUGAAGCUGAAGUCAUUGCCCGUGCCAACAACACUGAAUAUGGAUUGGCUGCUGCUCUCCACACCAAGAACAUCCAAACCGCCGUCCGUGUAUCCAACGCUCUGAAGGCCGGUACUGUCUGGGUCAACACAUAUCAUCGUGUCAGCGUCCAGAUGCCUUUUGGUGGUUACAAGCAGUCAGGAAUUGGACGAGAAUUGGGAGAAUACGGUCUGCAAGAAUACUUCCAAGUCAAAUCCGUCUUCAUCAACCUGGAUUAA
Synchytrium microbalum is the source of this 1497-nucleotide messenger RNA. RefSeq lists its product as uncharacterized. The record is from RefSeq and is a predicted model, not a curated record. Lineage: Eukaryota; Fungi; Chytridiomycota; Chytridiomycetes; Synchytriales; Synchytriaceae. The transcript is spliced from 26 exons. The coding region runs from base 1 to 1497 and encodes 498 amino acids. Gene Ontology annotation, molecular function: aldehyde dehydrogenase (NAD+) activity.